AUGUCGACAAAUCAGCCGAGUUAUUCGGUUAAGGAUAUUAUUUUAAGGUAAGUCAAGUUGUUAAAAUGACCAAUCAGGAUACUAAGAACCUAAAAUUUAAGUUAAGGGCCCCAACCUAAAAUUUAAGUUGAGGGCCCUAACCUAAAAUUUAAGUUAAGGGCCCUAACCUAAAAUUUAAGUUAAGGGCCCCAACCUAAAAUUUAAGUUAAGGGCCCCAACCUAAAAUUUAAGUUAAGGGCCCCAACCUAAAAUUUAAGUUAAGGGCCCCAACCUAAAAUUUAACUUAAGGGCCCCAACCUAAAAUUUAAGUUGAGGGCCCCAACCUAAAAUUUAAGUUAAGGGCCCCAACCUAAAAUUUAAGUUAAGGGCCCCAACCUAAAAUUUAAGUUAAGGGCCCCAACCUAAAAUUUAAGUUGAGGGCCCCAACCUAAAAUUUAAGUUAAGGGCCCCAACCUAAAAUUUAAGUUGAGGGCCCCAACCUAAAAUUUAAGUUAAGGGCCCCAACCUAAAAUUUAAGUUGAGGGCCCCAACCUAAAAUUUAAGUUAAGGGCCCCAACCUAAAAUUUAAGUUGAGGGCCCCAACCUAAAUUUUUUGUUGAAGAUAUGAAUCGGAAGAAGAGGAAUUUGUGCGCGAGUUGGAAAGUAUGAUGACACAUGAAAAUGUGGAAGAACAAGAAGCUGAAAAUGAUUUGGAUGGUGGACCGCCGAUUCUUUGUAAGCUUAAACUAUUAUCAAAAAAUUCCAGAAACAUUUUCAGCUGUGCUUUGUAGUUUGGUCGAUGAGAUCGGAUCGCUUCCGAACUGAAAACCGUCGCCUGAAGACUCGCCUAAUCCCACAAUCCCCAAGAACAUCGAAAAACGUUGUGCAAAGAAUGUCAGCGAUGUUUGAGCAUAGAGGAUCCUCAAUUUUCCCCAGAUUGCGAAGAGUGAAUAGGUCGAAUGAAUCGAUUGAAGUUCGAAAUGGAGCAAGGGAAAGGUUAUCGACGCCACCUAAGGAGAAUUCAAUGACAUCUACGGAUGCUUCAGCGGCGGGAAUUCCACCGAUUGUUAGGCCUGAGUUGAGUGACAGUGAGAUUGAUGAGCAAAUAUUUAAUGAAGAUGAGGAUGAUGAUGAUCAUAGAAGUCGGGAUACGACUAGAAGAUGUGAUUCGGUGAGGCAUUCAACAUCAGCGUGCACUUCACCGUCUUCAGCUUCAUCCUCGAGAGAUCCAUCGGAAAUUAUGAGUAAGUAUAUUUUUUUUUUAAAUUCAAAAUCUUAAAUAAUUUUUCCAGCCACAAGUCGUUCAUCAUUUCUGGACCUCUUUGGUUUCCGUCGCCGAUCAACUCAUAUUCCACAACCAACAAGUUCUUACGCAAAAACCGUCUCCACCAAACAAGUCGUCAAAAAACGUCGCAAAAAAGUGUCGGAACCGCAAAGUGGAAUGUAUUUGGAUGAUGAUGAUCGACUUCCGAAUAAACCACCAAGACCUGCGUCGUAUUAUCGGAGAGAUGAUAGUGAGGAUUCGGAUUAUUUGAGACAGAGGAAAUCGACAUCGUUUUUGAAUGUUAAUCAUGGAGGAGGUUAUGGUGGGUUUCGCGCUUUUUUUCAAAAAAAAAACCACGUGGAAUUGCGGAGUGUUGUAGUUUUUUUUUGAAAAAAAAAACACUUGAAUUUUUAGAGGAAAAAUAAGCAGUCCCACAAAUUAAGCAGUCCCAAAAAAUAAGCAGUCCCAAAAAAUAAGCAGUCCCAAAAAAUAAGCAGUCCCAUAAAAUAAGCAGUCCCAAUUUUUUUUGGGUCUCCAAUUUAUUUAUUUGAUAUUCUGCGGACUGCAACUACAAAUGCGAAUAGCUCAGUGGUAGGAUUUUGGGUUUUGAAUCUGAGGGUGGCGAGUUCGAUUACGCUCGGAAACUUUUGUUUUUUUAAAUUUUUAUCUAGUUCUGACAACUUUUCUGUAUUUAGGAGGAUAUCGCGAAAAUCAAAUUCAACAUGAAAAAGAUAAUCUUGAAGCUGAAGUUGAAGAAUUGAAAUUGAGAAAUCAAAGACUUGUGGAACAACUUCGAGAAAAAAGCCAACAACAAAGUAAACUUCAAUGUCAACUUCAUAAAGUUGAGAUGCAAAUGAACACGUUGAGUCGAAGAUGUGCGAUGUCAGAAGCUGUUGAUCGAUUAACACUUGAUGAAAGAAUUGAGAGAUCUGCAACGCAAAGUAUAAAGAAAAUUGAGGAAAGACUAAGAAUUUUUGAGAAUCAGAUGCAAAAUGCGAAAUUGGAGACAGCAAAUGCCCAUCAAAUGGCGAUGAAUUCGACGUGUAAUGAAAGAAUUGCGCAUCAAAAUUGUCUCGAAAAAUUGGAAAGUGUUCAGAGAGAACAUAUGAGAGUUAUACAUUCGAGUUUGAUGGAAAUGGGAAUAGAUGAAAUGAGUUUGAAAAGAAGAUUGGAGAAUUUCCCAACUUACGAAGCACUUUAUGCAUUUACUCAUUCAAUUGUGAGAAGAUUGAAUGAAGCAAAAUGGACAAUUAUUGAAAAAACAUAUGAGGCAAGUAGAGCACAAAUGGAUUUGAUAUCAACACAAACAUCACUUCUUGUAACUCAUGCGCAAAUGGAAAGAUUGAGAAUAUCAAAAGGGCAGAAACGGGUGAAAAGACCGGCUUCAUUUCAUGGAAAUGAGUAUCAAGAUCGAAUUGUUCAGCAGAAUCUCAGUUUUUAUUUGCCGUUUAAAUUGCAAGGUUCGAGAGUGGAGAAUAUGAGGAGAUUGGCGAGGAAGAAAUCGCCGCCGAAUGAUCGGAAUAUUGAGGAAGAGUUUUUGAAGUUGUUCAGUUAUUCGAAAGGUGAGAUUUUUUGGGAGGCGUCGGAUUUUGGGAGAUUCCACUGUAUUUUUUUUUGCAAUUCGAGGGAGACGCAGACUUUAACGUGUGCAGACAAAUCUCUCGCCGAAAAAGGGGGAGAAAUAGUGUGUGGCAGACACACUGCGUGUCGAGACCAGCGAGUGUCUGCGUCUCCUCGAAAUUGCAUUUUUCUAUUAGGAAAAAACACAGUGAUUCAUAGGGCUUCAGAAGGCCUUAGAAGAUUUUAGGACGCUUCAGAAGAAUAUUCCAGGUUUCAGAAGGCUUCAGAAAAUUGCUGGAGGCUUCAGAAGGCUUCGGAAGGCUUCAGACGAACUUUUGAGGCUUCAGAAGAACAUUUCAGGCUUCAGAAGGCUUUAGAAAACUUAUGAAAGCUUCAGAAGACUUUAGAAAACUUUUGGAGGCUUCAGAAGGCCUUAGAAGAUUCUAGAAGGCUUUUGAAGCUUCAGAAGGCUUCAGAAAAGAUUAGUAGGCUUCAGAAGGCUUUAGAAGGUGUUUGGAGGAUUCAGAAGGCUCCAGAAAACUUUUGGAGAUUUCAGAAGGCUUCAGAAGGCUUUAGAAGAAUUUAAAAAGCUUUUGAAGGCUUUAGAAGGCUUCUGAAAAUUUUUGGUGACUUCAGAAGGCUUCAGUAGGCUUCAGUAGGCUUUAGAAGGUAUUUGGAGGAUUCAGAAGAAAUUCCAGACUUCAGAAAGCUUCAGAAGGCUUCAGAAAAUUUCAGAAAGCUUCAGAAAAUUGCUGGAGGCUUCAGAAGACUUUAAAAGAUUUCGAGAGGCUUCAGAAGGCUUCAGAAGGCUUUAGAAAAUUUUAAAAGGCUUCAGAAGGCUUAAUAAAAUUUCAGAAAGCUUCAGAAAACUUUUGGAGGCUUCAGAAGGCUUUAGAAGGUUCUAUGAGGUUUCAGAAGACUUUUGGAAAGCUUUAGAAUUCUUUAGAAGAACUUUCGAGGCUUCAGAAGACUUCAAAAAAAAAACAGAACAAAUUCCAGAUUUCUCCACCGAUCCUUCGCCACCCGAAAUCCAUCGCCGAGCUUCGAAUCGCAUCGAAAAUAUGAUGCGAGAAAUGAAUCGUGGACCAAUUCGAAGACAACCAUCAGUCCCAGUUAAAGGAAAUGUGAGAAGACCGAUUAGUCUUGUAGAAACCGAAGAAAAACGAUAUCGAAGAAAUGAGGAAACACGCAGAAGUAUCAAAUUUAUCAAAACGAACAGUAUUGAUCAACACAGAGAUGGCUUAUCCACUCAAGACAUUCCAAGUGGCUUAAACAGCCCUGCAAAUACUCCAAUAUUCAGUCGACGAAUUAUAAUUCCAACAAAAGGAAAUAAUUAUGAUCAUGUGGCAGAAGGAGUUCCACAACGAGUUAGAAAAUUGGAAAGAGCAUUUUCCACAGAGAGCAGGAAUACUGUGGAAUCGAAUAAUAUGAAUAAUGAGCCAAGGAGAAAUGUCAAAUUGCAAAGAUCACAACCAGUUAGUCGAAUUAAGCAACCAACUGUGCAGCUCAAUCGAUUUGUAGGUUUUUCUAUGAUCAAUAUCACUCUUAUUCUCGAUUUUCAGAGAACUCUUGAUGGUUCCAAUCCAGCUCCUGUUCCUCCCACAACUUCACAUUUACAUCAACCAUCUUCGAUUCAAUAUCGACCACGAACUCUUGAAUCUUCAACACCUCGACAUCCAAAUUCUCCACCUCCGGAAAAUGGAUUGUCUCGAAUUCCUCAAGUUACUCGACAAAGAUCGUGGUUUGAGAAAUUGAAAGGAAUUGCGAAAUAG
Messenger RNA from Caenorhabditis angaria, 4575 nucleotides. The record is from the annotation of a GenBank genome assembly. Lineage: Eukaryota; Metazoa; Nematoda; Chromadorea; Rhabditida; Rhabditidae.